Cyphellophora europaea CBS 101466 is the source of this 3660-nucleotide messenger RNA. RefSeq lists its product as uncharacterized. The transcript has a single exon. Gene Ontology annotation, cellular component: nuclear pore. Gene Ontology annotation, molecular function: structural constituent of nuclear pore. Lineage: Eukaryota; Fungi; Ascomycota; Eurotiomycetes; Chaetothyriales; Cyphellophoraceae. Bases 1 to 3660 code for a protein of 1219 amino acids. The record is from RefSeq and is a predicted model, not a curated record.
AUGCUUAAUCUCUACACCGAAGUAGCCUUCCAGGCUGUGUCGCCCGCCGCUCCUUCAAUCCAUGAGAUUCCGCGCAAAAAUGGCUCUUUUAACGACAAGAUACCAAAUCGCAGAGAGAACUCCUACACCCGAGACGAAAACGAGUAUUCGGCGCAACAUUUGUCAUCGGAUGGCAGUGUAUACUUCCGCAGCAACCCAGAUGUGACCCCAAGAAGCUGUCUUUGGACGGUAUCGCGCAAUGCUCGAGUGCUGCAAAUACGACCUGCAGACCUAGCUAGAAACGAGCGAGAUACCAAGGAGGCAUACCUCACACUUCAAUUCGCCUUCCAAGACCCUAUUAGAGAGCACACAGUUGCGCUGACCGACUCCGACCACGAUGACGAUUUACACGCUUUUGUAUGCACCACCAAGGAGGAAAUCUACCAUCUAGCCAUUCCCUCCAGUGCAUUCAAGACGCGAGAUAUGCUUGACGCAGAUACAAAACAAUGGUGCUACGCUAUUGAGAACUCGUUAUUAUCCAUCAAUCACGUCUUUCGACUGCAUGCGCAAUCGCCCUUUGAGCUGUUUGUUUGCUUCACUAGCGGCAGUAUUCAGCGACUACAUCGCAAAGCAGAUGGCCGAAGGUGGGAAGCUGUCAACUACAGCGAGAAAUCGUCAUUCCUCGGACUCUUUGCGGGCGGAUCAUCGCGCAAGAUUGAAUAUGGGUCAACCGUGGUGGACAGCCGAGCCGCACAAGCGAUGCAAGCAUCCCCCGACAGCAAUUACCUUUACACAGUAUGCCUGAAUCAUCAACUUCGUGUUCGCCAUAUACCUACCGGCAAGCUUGUUGUUGCAAAAGAUCUUCUGGACCGCGAUGAAGACAAUCAAGAUAGAACACUCAGUGCAUUCGACCGUGGCCAUCUUCAGUACCUACACGGUGGUCCGGAGCUCAGAAACUCGAUGCUUGUCACUUUUUCACCUCGCGAAGGUGGUCAAUUCAAGUUCUGGGAUGUCAAAGGCGGCCUCACCGGUGACCCAUCGGUUGAGGACCGUUAUCCUGGGACGAAGCUGACUCCUCCUGACCCCGACCCAACUGGGAACACUGUCUGGUCAUUAAUUGGCUUUCGCCUCGUCCCGCUCGGCGGUCUGGAUGCUCGAGGCUCGGCUCAAUUGUGGGUGCUCUGGCGCAACAACAAUUAUCACAAGUUGUUCUCAGUGCAAUUUGAGUUCGAUGACAUCGAGCGGGACUGGGCAGAGCACAACUGGGUUGCUUCGACCUCAUAUUCGCGCGCUCAACGGGUCCCCGACGUCAUCAGCUCUGGUUCUGAGGAUGCUACCUCUGUUUGGCUCGAGUAUCUACUCCUCCCUGGAAGAUAUCCCGCCGACGUUCUCGAGACUGCCCUCUCUGUCUACACUUCCACAACCGUAGGUCCAUCACAGAAAUCCGCACCGCUCAAGGUUCGACUAUGUUCAGCUAUUGCGUCGAAUGCAUACCCGAAGAAGAAUGACAAGGGGGCUAUGAAUUUCGACUUGUUUGCGCACGAUAUCGAUCAAGCCUGGCGAAGCUUUCAUCGUGCUGUGGAAAAGAUCAAUGAUAUGAGGCAGGCUCCUCUCAAUCUGGCGUACGAUGAGAUGUCAAACCUGCCUCUUAUAGCGAUGACUGACCAGGUGGCUGUCGUCAGAGAGUGCGACAGGUUGGAACUGGUGGCACAGAACGAAACUGCGGAGCUAGAACGACUUGAGUCUGUGUGUUCUAGUCGCUGGCCGCAUCGCCAGAUCGUUCCAGAAGAACGAGGUCUUCCCUAUCAAGACCUUGCACAAGUGCUUCACUCGGCGCAAAUCUUUGUGGAUGAAUUCCCAACAGAGCUCGUACAAGAUCUCGAGACGGUCGUCGCGGACCUCUUGUUCGUCACGCAGGAGAAAUCACUUUCAUCGAGAGUCUACGAUCUGUACGAUGAAGUCAACUUCGGACAGGCUGUAUCAAAUGAUACCUUUGAUCGCCUUGAACGGAACUUCAAAGAUCUGGGUGGACUCAAUACAUUCAACAAUGAGCUUGUUCUCGCAGCUGUCGAUCUCCUGCCAGAGCCGUCUCCACGAAACAAAGACGAUAUGCUCCUGGUCAGCUCUAUCUUCGGCCUUGAUUCCUUAUCAGUCAGCAUCCGCGAAUACCUCUCCUUGACGCGGGACAUGUUGUGGAAUCUGCUUGUGCUGACGAUCUUUAUCGAGGGAGAGUUCUGUCAAGAUGGCGAAAGAAUACCUGGCUUCGACGCUGCAGAAUUGUUCAGCACUAUUGGACCUAUUUUGAAAACGGUGGACCGCAAUAUCUGGCUCGCGGAUCAUUCGAGAAGUGUUCCCUUGCAGGUCACAAACACCCAGACAUCCUCUGGUGCAUCUGAUCUUCAGACUGUGUCCUUUUUACAGGACAGAUUCUUGGGGGCCGUGAAACCAAGGAGUGAUGGCAGCAAACCCAGGAGUUACCUCCUCACUGCCCUUCUACACGAAGCAGUGGAAUUCAUUUCCAGCGAUGAUCCGGGAUACAAUAACGGCACAGUCAUGCUACAGUGCGACAUGCUGCAGCGCGGAGAAGUUCCACUGGCGACUGAGUUUUCUCGCUUCACUCCACAAACUCCAUGGGCAAUCUAUAUCAAAGGUCGUCUUGCAAUAGCUAAGCAACAAUACGAUCAGGCCGAACAGUAUUUCCGACAGGCUGCGUACGGUCUUGCGUGCGGUAGGGCCCUGGGCGAUCUUCAUCAGCUAUCAUUUGGCUACAUCACCACUCUUGAGAUUGACUCGUUCAACAAUGGGCUGCCACGCUAUUUCCAACAUGUCUUGAAUCUUUUCGAUACAGCCAAAGCACAUGCUCAUUCAGUACACUUCGCUCGGCUGGCGCUGAAGGCACUCACGCCUGACCAGAAGCUACCUUUAGCAACUUUCCGAACAGAAUUGCUUUCACGGCUGUUCACCGCAGAGAUGAAGCUUUCAAGAUAUCAAGCUGCUUUCAGUACGCUAGCUCAGUUUUCCGAUGUAGCGUUGCAAAAAGCUUCGACUGCGACGCUAAUCACAGCCAUCCUCGAUCCUGAGAAGGCCAUGACAUCCGUGUCGGAUUCAGUGGCAACUCUGCAGUCAAUGCCAUGGUCACUACAUCCCAAUCUGGCAAAGCAAUUGGAUGCGCAGCUCAACACUCUUGCUAAGAAGCAGAAAUCAAUAUCGGCACACAACAAGCGUUCGGACGCCCCUGAUGCUGGUGUGGAUUAUUUGAAGGUCGUUCACGCUAUGCGCCUCACGCAAGGCGAUUACCGGGGCGCUGUCGCUGCACUGUAUGACCGGCUGCGACUGGUUCAGCGUCAAGGUAGACUACGUUCUGAUCCCGAAGCCAUCGUGCUACGUCACGCGCUACUCAGUCUGAUCAACGUGAUGACAUGCGUGCCAUCCGACGAGGCGUACAUACUCGCUGAAGCUGAUGACGAGCGGAAUCGAGAGAAUGGAGCGGAAGUAUCAGGGCCGAGAAAGAAGCGGAGGAUUAUCAUCACCCUGGCCGACUUGAGGAGAGAGUAUCAGAGAGUGCUUGACCGCUGUGCUCGUGUAGAGAGAGGAGAUUUCGGCUUCAGUGAUGGCGAAGACAGCGAUGAGGAUAUGAUGGACGGGACUUCAAGGCUGGAGCUAACUAUCAUGAAGGAUUAA